This is a messenger RNA of Orbicella faveolata, 1170 nucleotides long. RefSeq names its product required for meiotic nuclear division protein 1 homolog. Lineage: Eukaryota; Metazoa; Cnidaria; Anthozoa; Scleractinia; Merulinidae. Gene Ontology annotation, biological process: positive regulation of mitochondrial translation. The record is from RefSeq and is a predicted model, not a curated record.
AGACAGACAGACAGACAGAUGGACGGAUGGGCAAACACUCAGAUGGAUGAGGAGUAUUCAAACAGUUUAACAACAGAUUAAUACAUUGAAGCUGUGUUAAAUACAUGUAGAAUUAAAUAAAAAAAAAAUUAGUUAAUAAGUGAAGUUGAUAAUAAAAUAGCAAUAUAAUUUACAGCUAUAAUUAAAUGCACAGUAAUCUGGAAUGUUCCUAGUCAAGGCACUUCACUCUCCGAGUUUAUACAUGUACUGUACCAUCCAUACCAAUUUAUUGUAGGUAUGCCAGUGCCUUUCAAGAUGUAGAUUUUCUGUCAUUUGGGAUUUAACUUGGUCAUCAUGUCAACAACUAUUCGUAGGCCUAGAAUUAAUACUUUUCAAACAAGAGUUUUGUUUCAAAUCAUGGUUGUUAAAAUAAGUAAGAAAUCAAUCAUGAAGGGGAUGUUUCUCUUUUGUUUUUCCACACCGUAGUUAAACUUGCCAUCUGGGAAGAUGUCUUAGAUGAGUAUAUACUGUCCAUACGAUGGGUCCCAGAGGAUUUGAAAAGAGGAAUAAAAGUAAAGAUGUCAAGAAAGGAGGUGUUAGAGAAAACAGGAGAACUUAUUUCUCUCAGAUACAAGAUCAAUUUGUCUUCCGACCUUCUGAAGACCCCAGAUUUUUACUGGGAUCGUGAAAACCUGGAAAGCUUGUAUGAUAAAACAUGUAUUUACCUGGAUGUUCACAAAAGGACAAGGGUGAUGAAUGAGAAAUUAAAUCAUUGCUCUGAGAUGGUGGAGUUAUUAAGGACACACCUCAGUGAAAAGCAUUCCUUCAGACUGGAAUGGGGUAUUAUUGCACUUAUAACUGUUGAGGUUGUGUUUGAAACUCUGUAUUUAAUAGAGAGGUACUUCCCCUUCAGGUGACCCAUGUUUGGUGUAUGAGAAAAAAAGAAUCAUUUGAGAACUUAUCAAAAGACAUUUAGCGAAUCAGUUCCUUACAGAACAUGUAGUACAUGUAUUAUGUGUAUGGCUUCAUCAUUGAGCCUACUUACGAGCAGUGUCCUGCAGUUGGCAAACUCAGGGGAUGACACUACGAAAAAAGGACUGCCUAUUCUUAGAGACCCAAGGACAGCCAACUGGGGUGUGACAAAACUAAAACAAAUAUUCAGCUUGAUGAAAUAAAUGCAAAUUUUGUUGA